AUGUCUUCCAACUCUAACAACAUCCAACUCACCGCUCUAGAAGCAAGUAUCUUAGACCAACUUGACGCUCACCUUCGUCUUCUCGUCAUUGCACCCCCUCCACCAUCCCCAAGGAACCCGGCCGCCCAACAACCCAGAGCUUUUGAACAACCCAGAGCCUUUCAACAAUCCAGAGCUUUUCAACAACCCAGAGCUUUUGAACAACCCAGAGCUUUUCAACAACCCAGAGCUUUUGAACAACCCAGAGCUUUUCAACAACCCAGAGCUACUCAACAACCCAGAGCUACUCAACAACCCAGACCUACUCAACAACCCAGAGCUUCUCAACAACCCAGAGCUUCUCAACAACCCAGACCUACUCAACAACCCAGACCUACUCAACGAUCCAUAGAUAUAAUCAACGAGGAAUGGUUUAGAGAAGCUGGUCUUCAACCUAACGAAGCACUAGCAUUGUUAGAAGGUGCCCAGCAAGCCACAGCUCUCGGACUAGACGACGAGCAAUGGUUCAUAGAAGCUAUUCGUCGAUAUGACGAAAUCCUAGAGAAUGAAGCUGCCCAGCAAGCCGCAGAGCGCGAUCCUACCGAAGAGCAAUGGUUUAUAGAAUGUCCUCUUCAACAUCACGAAAAACUAGCAUUAUUAGAUGCUUCCCAGCAAGCCACAGCUCUCGGACUAGACGACGAGCAAUGGUUCAUAGAAGUUAUUCGUCGAUAUGACGAAGCACUGAAGAAUCCAGCUGCCCAGCAAGCCGCAGAUACCAGCAGAUCCUUGUGA
This is a messenger RNA of Botrytis porri, 771 nucleotides long. RefSeq lists its product as uncharacterized. The transcript has a single exon. Lineage: Eukaryota; Fungi; Ascomycota; Leotiomycetes; Helotiales; Sclerotiniaceae. The coding region runs from base 1 to 771 and encodes 256 amino acids. The record is from RefSeq and is a predicted model, not a curated record.